AAUCAACCUCGCUUAUCUCUAAAAACUCACUUUUAAACACUCAGAGUCAACGAGAGAAAACAUCUAUCACGAACCAAGACUCCACUACACGAUGAGGAAGCCUGAUAUUACAAGCCACUUUAGGGGCGGGAUGGAAGAGCUCAAGACAGCGGACGGCAUCACACUUUAUGCCCAUAAGAGUAUACUUGACUUGGGAACCGAACCAUGCCCGGACACCCCAUGGGAUAGUUUCACGACUUCUACGGUGGAACGGUUCCUGGAGCAUUGCUAUCAGGGUGAUUAUAGCCCUCCGAAACCAGUUAAACUGCCAUUGGCUACGCCCACAAGCAGUGUUGUCGACGGCGACGGGCACGCCGACGGGGUAUUCCACACCGCAGCUGGCCGUCUUCCUCACUGUCAGUCGGCAAACGGACUGGUCGUAGCUCAGCACGGCCAACACUUUUGCUGCUCCUGUGUCGCCAUCCAAGACGACGACACCGAAGAAGAUGAGGCCAACAAAGACGAUGACGCCGAGGGCAGCGACACCGAAUACGGCGAUGACGACAAAGACGACUCUGGGUCAUUAGGACAUCCGAACGGCUUGGAUUAUUCCGAGGUAUUCUUUGCCCAUGCAGAGCUCUACAUCCUCUCCCAAACCCAGGGACGAAGCUUGCUCACAGCUCUAUGUCUCGAUCGCCUUCGCACAGCACUCGGCGAGGCAGCUAAGGCACCGGUCCGUCCUCGGUUUGCAACAAAUUUGGGUCGUCUACUUUUUUACGUCUACGAGCACGGCAACGUGAGAUUAAUUGAUGACAACCAAGCGCACGACCUACAAAAUCUAGCUUCGUCAUACGCAGCGAUGCACAUUGAAGAGAUGAAAGAGGAAUGUAGUUCACUGAUGAGGCAUGGGGGGAAGAUGGCUGAGGACCUGAUGAAGGAGGUGGCCGAUCGGGCGAUAAAUCUCAAUAGUGUCUUGAAGAAGGAGGCGGAGAAGAGGGAGAGGGAGGAGAGGGAGAAGGAACAGAGGGAGAAGGAACAGAGGGAGAAGGAGCAGAGGGAGAAGGAACAGAGGGAGAAGGAGCAGAGGGAGAAGGAACAGAGGGAGAAGGAACAGAAGAAGAGGGAGGAGAGGGAGCAGAGGGAGAGGGAGGAGAGGGAGCAGAGGGAGAGGGAGGAGAGGGAGAAGAGGGAGGAGAGGGAGAGGGAGGAGGCGGAGAAGGCGAAGAAAUGA
Tuber melanosporum (Perigord truffle) is the source of this 1210-nucleotide messenger RNA. RefSeq lists its product as uncharacterized. The coding region runs from base 92 to 1210 and encodes 372 amino acids. The transcript has 2 exons. The record is from RefSeq and is a predicted model, not a curated record. NCBI's taxonomy places the organism in Eukaryota, Fungi, Ascomycota, Pezizomycetes, Pezizales, Tuberaceae.